AUGAUUGAUACCUACCUUCAAUAUUACUCUUCAAUAUUCGAUAGUAGUAGUAGUAAUAGUAAUAGAGAUAAAAAGAUGGCUUUUCAACCAUUAAAAAAGAUAAAGAGUAAUCAUCAUGAUGAUGACAACACCAUCAUUACAACAACAACAACAUCAACAUCAAUGACAGUAGAUAGUAAUAAUUCAAUUGAUAAUCCCCUUCUUCUUCUUCCUUUUCCUCUUCCUACUCGUCCAUCUCUUUCAAUUGUAUUAAAAGGAAAAUACAUUAGAGAAAAGAUAUUUGGAUAUGUAAAAGAGAUAAAUGAGAUGAACAAGAUUGAUGAUGAAUGUCAAUCAACCAAAGGCAAAGAUAUCAUCAAGUUGGAUCAUUUAAAGAUGAUAUCUACUUUUGCAAUGCCAUGGAACUUUAUCAAACAUUACUUGCCCAAAAAGGACAGUGUAAUGGAAAGUAUAUCAAAAGUCAUUAAUAGAUAUUGUUGUCAUCGAAAUGCAACAAUGGAAACAUUCUUGCAUCUAUUGGAUUGGUCACCAGAAGAUUUUACACCUCAAAAUGAAGUAGUUUCCGAGGUUGCCACUCAAGGACACACUGAAAUAUUUGAAUACCUAAUCAACAAUUAUUAUCCAAGACAAAUCACUAUCAGAUCAAUGUCACAAUCUGCUCGAAAUGCAUCCGAAAAUGGUCACCUUUUAAUUGUACAACUAUUAUCUGCGAUGGAAGGUGUACGGUUCUCAAAAGAUGCAAUGGAUUGGGCAGCAGCAUAUGGACAUUUAAAUACUGUCAGAUAUUUACAUGAAAAUCGUACUGAAGGAUGCACAUAUGAUGCUAUGGAUUGGGCUGCAUGGGGUGGACAUUUGGAUAUAGUCAAAUAUUUACAUGAAAAUCGUAGUGAGGGUGCAACAACCUAUGCUAUGAAUUGGGCAGCUAAGAAUGGUCAUUUAGAUAUUUUAGAUUGGUUACAUGAGAAUCGUAGUGAAGGUGCAACAACCAGAGCCAUGGAUUUGGCAGCUCUGAAAGGUCAUUUAAAUGUUUUAGAUUGGUUACAUUUUAAUCGUAGUGAAGGCUCAACAACCAAUGCUAUGGAUUGGGCAGCAGAGAGAAUGGUCAUUUAA
This is a messenger RNA of Cavenderia fasciculata, 1110 nucleotides long. RefSeq lists its product as uncharacterized. NCBI's taxonomy places the organism in Eukaryota, Evosea, Eumycetozoa, Acytosteliales, Cavenderiaceae. The transcript is spliced from 6 exons. The record is from RefSeq and is a predicted model, not a curated record. Gene Ontology annotation, molecular function: protein binding. Bases 1 to 1110 code for a protein of 369 amino acids.